Molecule: messenger RNA, 6050 nt
Organism: Calypte anna (Anna's hummingbird)
Lineage: Eukaryota; Metazoa; Chordata; Aves; Apodiformes; Trochilidae
Gene: ADAT1
Product: adenosine deaminase tRNA specific 1
Exons: 10
Coding region: 106-1611 (501 amino acids)
Biological process (GO): RNA processing
Molecular function (GO): RNA binding; adenosine deaminase activity
Source: RefSeq, a predicted model, not a curated record
AGAGGGUCGGUGACCUGGGAGUGCGUGGGUGUUGGGAUGCGCUCCAUUGUACUGGGGUAGCGUGAAGCGGGCCGAACCGCAGAACCCGCGCGUGCCUCAGGAGCCAUGUGGUCAGCUGAUGAAAUUGCUGAGCUGUGUUACCAGCAUUAUAGGACCAGACUCCCUAAGCAGGGGAAACCAGAUCCAAACAGGGAAUGGACUUCAUUGGCAGCUGUUGUCAAAGUGGAGUCUGCAACCCAGGGAGAAGUUCUGGCUAGUCCAGGGAAUAUGCAGGUAAUGAAGGAAGUUGUUGCUAUGGGAACUGGAACAAAAUGUAUUGGCCAAAACAAAAUGAGAAAAACUGGAGACAUUCUGAAUGACAGUCAUGCUGAAAUUAUGGCCAAGAGGAGCUUCCAGAGGUAUCUUCUCCAUCAGAUGUGUCUGGCAGCUUCCCAUCAGCAAUGCAGUAUCUUUAUUCCAGGAAUUGAAACUGGGAAAUGGAAGCUCAAACCAAAUACCAUAUUUGUUUUCUUCACCAGUCAUACACCAUGUGGAGAUGCUUCUAUUAUUCCAAUUAGUGAACCAGAAAACCAGCUUUCUAAACCAGUGACUGGAGAUGAUGCAGCUGAACACUUAGUGGACAGGAGUAACCAUGGUCAUUUUGGCCCAGAAGAAAAAAGGAAAUCAGAUAAAAUGCCAAGUAAUCAUGAAAUGAAGAAAAUUAAAAUUGAUUAUGAUGGUUCUUUUUCCAGAAGCACUGAAGACCUUGAUGUUCAGCAAGUAUCUGUGGAACGAGGAGACAACACAAAUCCAAACAGCAGUGAAUGUUCUGCAGCGAUGCAAACAACUAAUAAGGAGACUGGCUUAGGGAGACCAAAAGUACUAGAUGUUUAUAGAACUGGAGCAAAAUGUGUGCCUGGAGAGCUGGGUGAUACCCAAAUACCUGGGCUAGGGUAUCACUGUGUGGGUUUGUUACGAGUAAAGCCAGGUCGUGGGCACAGAACAUGUUCUAUGUCCUGCAGUGAUAAGAUGGCUCGUUGGAAUGUGUUAGGGUGUCAAGGAGCUCUUCUUAUGCAUUUCCUGCAGUGCCCAGUGUAUCUGUCAGCAAUUAUAGUGGGGAAGUGUCCAUAUAGCCAAGAAGCCAUGCGGAGAGCAAUUGUUGAAAGGUGUCAGCACAUCUCCCUUUUACCAGCUAGUUUUCUUACUCAGGACGUUAAGCUGCUGCAGUCAGAUCUUCAAUUUGAACACAGCCGCCAGGCAAUUCAGCAAGUUCAAGCUAACAGCAAAACAAAACUUGUUCCUUGUGGUGCAGCUAUCAGUUGGAGUGCAGUCCCUGAGCAACCUCUGGAUGUCACCUCAGAUGGCUUCCGGCAGGGAACAACAAAGAAGGGGAUUGGGAGCCCUCAGAGCAGAUCCAAGAUCUGUAAAGUAGAACUCUUCCAUACAUUCCAAAAGCUGGUGGCAAGUAUUUCACAAGAGGAUCUACCAGACACGCUCCGGAUGAAGACUCUAAAAACCUACUGGGACUACAAGGAAGCUGCACUGAAUUAUCAAGAAGCCUGGAAAGUGCUACGUGGCCAAGCCCUGCUGGGUUGGGUCAAGAAUGCCAAGGAAUACCUGCACUUCACAUAAGAGUACAGAAGGCUCUGCAGUUCAAGGGCCAGGAAAAGAUGUCUUCUAGUUAUGUGUUGUAAGGAGACAGGAGUGAAAAGGAAAACUAUAGGGAUGUCUUUUUUGAUUGAGGUGAAGCCCCUUUUAAUUGAAAUAUAGAAAAGGAUGACUGCAGUGACUUGUAUGAAGCAGUAUGCCUCCAAAAGGGCUGAAGCAGUGAUAAUGCUGUCCUCUGUUAACUGAGGAUAUGAUCUAUCAGCCGUAGUCCAUUGCAACAGAAGUAAAUUGAAAUUGUAGUAGUGCUAUGGAAGAAAGCUGUCACUGUAAAUUUCUUUUUUUCACUCUUCAUGAUGUUGUGGUUAUUUUUGUGUUGCUGGGACAACCUUAAUGUAUAGUACGUAAUAUUUUUAUAACUCUUGGUUCUUGUCUGGUGCUUGGAAGAAUUUUCUGUGUCCCCCAGCCCCAUUGCUCCUAACUGGAAAUAAUAAUUCUGGUAAAGGGUCUUGUUACUUUGAGUCCUUCAUGCUAGUUUCUAUUUAGUAAAUGUAGCCAAAGCAGAAGAGUGCUGGGGAGAAGACUGCAUGGAAUUACUACUACUUAGGAUAGUAUUUUCAGGAUAUUGCCAGAAACCCCUUCAACUGCUUUGCUUCUGUGAGCAGGAAAGAAACCUCCUGAAUUACCUGGUUCAAACCUGUCAAUCCUGUGUAAUUCCAGACUUCACCUACUUUUCAGUGUUUCAAGCACUGCCCAUCCCCCUGCUCCCCCGUAAUUCAUGGUUAAUUAAAAGCAGAGAUGCCAUAGCCAUUUAUGUCACAUUUUCCUGGCAAGUGUUCUUUAAUAGUCUGGCAAAGGUGAUGCUCUUGGGGGACUGGAAGUAGUCUUUGGCAGUCUUUGCCUAUAUGUUUUAUAACCAAGUAACAUCUGCAUGGCAAAGCAGUCCACAUUGCAACCUAGGGAGAGGGAGCCAGCCAGUAGGUAAUCCUCCUUAAACUUUCUGUCCCAAUUACUUUCAUUUGUAUGACAAGCAAGUUCAGGAGUAUGUAACUGCUACUGAGCACACUCCCCUUCUGUUCUUUUUCUGUUGUAAGCUACAGUUCAUAAAAUAUUUGGACAAGGCAAUGGCAGAUUGAAAGAAGUGGAUAAUUUAGAAUUUAAGAAUUCUUAAGUGAUUUGAGUUUUCUUUGGUAUCUUACUCUGGUUUUGGGUUUGAAAAACAGGCACAGCAGUUCUCAGAAAAACCUUUAUAGUCAACCUGCUGAAUAAAUACAGGACUGAACAGUACAUGCAGUGUCACAAUCUGAGAGUCAAUUACAACAACUCCUUCUACUUCAAGCUUGGGUUGACUUGUCAAAUGUGAAUAGUCCUGUCUUACUUGUUGAAGAAAUAACAAAGAACUUGAAUUCUGUGUGUAUAAGCCUGUCCUUUCAAAUCCAGCAGAAAGACCAGUUGUAUAGGUGAGGAGGGGAUUCAUUGUUUGUGUUUGUAGAGGGCAGGGGCAUUACGGAGCAUGGGGACUUGGUUAGUCAUUGGAGGAUGAAAAAUGCAGAUGGGCGACAAACGGUAGCAGUUAUUUUCAUUGAGCAAAUAGCAUUCCAAGGACAGAGUCCUGCAGUGUACCUAAAGAGAGAACCAGUAAAUUUCCAGGCUCCUGAAAUUUGUUUUUUCCCAGAAAUGUUGCAGAAACUAUAUCUUAACAUAGCUCAUUUCCCUUUGUUAAUCCACAAGGUCUGCAGUGAACCUGUUGACCAGACUGGACCGUUCCCAUUUCCUGUCCAGCUGUGAUACUAAAACAGGUUGGUAUUAAGUAAGGCUAGUUGUUGUUGUUCUGUAGUCUUGUGUCAGUCUAGUUUUCAAAUGAGCAGUUAUACAAUGUAAGCUCUUUUAACUCUUUCCUGAAAUUCGAGCCUGGCUUUAAGAAGAGAUUGUUCCUAGUAAGAUUUCAUGCUUUAUUCUAUCCCUCUCAUCAUUUUGGUGGCUUCCUUUGGACCCACUCCAACAGGUCUGUGCCUUUUCUAUAGCAAGGACUCGAGAGCUAGAUGCUGUACUCCAAGUGGGGGUCUCAACAGAACAGAAUGAAAAAAAAAAUCCCUCCCUUCACCUGCUGGCUGUGCUUCUUUUGAUGCAGCCCAGGAUACAGUUUGCUUUCUGAGCUGCAAGUGCACAUUGUCAGCUCAUGUCCAAUUUUUCAUCCCCUAGUACUGCUACGUCCUGAAGCUAUUGGUUUCAGAACCUUCAGAUAGCUCCUUAUUUCUGUCUUGUUAUCAGUAUCCACAUAUCAAAGGUUGAGAAGCUGUACAGCACCUAGUAAAUGGUAUAAGCAGCUGUAUAGUGCUUAGGAAAUGUGAUGUAUAACUUUCUGGCCAAAAAAUAAGGUAAAAAAAUGAGAGCACUGCCUGUUUGUGACAGGAUUUUUUUAUUGUACCUGUUUGUUAAUUGAGAGAGGAACAUACUAGCUCAAUUCAACAUAAUCAGCAUCUUGCUUAUUUAGGAUAAGCUAGCAAAUUCAGUGUUCCCAAGACAAAUUCAAUGGUUUUAUUUUUCUUAAACUAACACCUCAAAACAGAAUUAAUGCAUAUUAUUCUUUUUGUGUUUUAGUAGCCUAACUACUUUGCUUAUUAUUUAAUCAAUGUCAUUAUUUAAUCAAUGUGUAUCCCCCAAAGGAGUGAGGCUCUGGGAAUAUUUAAUCAUGAGAGAAAAAAAAACCACCAAAACCCACAAAAACAACAAAACUUUUUUUGAUAAUUUAACAGUCUAAUAAAACAAAACCUAUCAAUAUAUUAAGAAAUAAAUCCAGUUACAAAUGCAUGUGUAUAGAAGGAAAUUCUGUGGCUGUCAGAACACAAAAUUAUCAGCUAUUUACAAGAUACACAGCAGGAUGAUAUACUAGCCAAGACCCACCAUUCAGAAACCAAAUGUGUUCUCUCCACUGUAGGCAACAUACAAGAAUCCAUCCUCAUCUUUUUCCUUCUCAUAAAGUUGUCCCAUAGUUAAGCUUGAAGGAGAAAAAAAGAUAAAUGGUUUGCUUGGAUCAGGACAGUGGCAAAUGGUAACAGUUAGAACCUAACAUAAACAAGGGUUAAUAAAAGCUAGAAUUUCUAUGUCUCUAAAUUAAAAUACAAAAAUGAAGAUAUAUGAAAAUAAGUUGACCCAUGAAAAGCAAAAUGAUUGUGGGCUCUCAGCAGAGCCUAAGCUUUUGUUACUUCUUCACAAACCCGUUUGUCAGAAUGCUUUAUUGGCAAUUAGUAAGUGAAUGUAUUUCUGAAUCCAUUAUUGAUGCUGUGAGUAAUACCAGGAUCAAUAGGCUGAUGGCACUUUCCUUGCAUACAGCUGCAUUAACUUGUUGCUGCUUUUGUGAGAAGGAGCAUUUCUACUUCUAGCUGGUGUAGCUGUGACUGUUCACCUGGCCCCAAGUCUACCAAACUUCUUGUGCUUUUUGGACUGUUUCUUUGAGGUUCAGGUUGGUUUUGGGGGUAAAUGCUUUGUUUUCAAUAAUGGUAAAAAGCAGUGACUUAAAUUAGUGAAUUACUGAGUAGUAGAUGAACUGGAUGAGCAGAGAAGGGUACUAAGAGUGUAAUCUGUGUAAUAAACUCAGCCUAUGAGAGAAGCAGAGCUAUUAACAGAUCAGAUUUUUGUUUUAUCUGUUAACAAGUUACCAUUUUUGCAUUAAUAUUGAAGGUUCAAGGCCCUAUUUUUCCGGCAGACAUGUGACAUCUCAUCAUGAACAUGUGAGAUGAGACAAUGUGCUUUUUCUUUUUCCUUCCUGUUCCUAGCAGUUCCACAGGACUGUUAAGAUGACAUACAGGCAUUCCUAAUAGGUAUAAAAAAGCAAGCAGAAAAAGAUGGUUCUCACAGGUCUCUACUGUAUAUCACAAAGUAAAUAAAAAUAUUCUUGACUCUGGACAAGUUACCUGGAAGGCACUGUUACACAGGUAAGGAUUUAUGAGAAUAAUAUUUAUUGUAUCUAAGCCAUGUAACAUCAUAAUGUACUAUUUCUUCAGAUACUAUUAAAGUAUCUCAUACAUAAAGCAGUUGUAGUAGCUGCUUCUGCUGUUCAUUAUUCUCUAUGUAGCAGACAGCAAUUAAACUUAGUCCUAUACAAAAGCAAUGUGAAAAACCUUUCUAUAGUAAUAUAGGAUUUUAGUUAUUUUUAAAACAAGUAACAGCAACAAGUCUGUAAUCUCAUAAUUUCUUUGUGAGCUGACAGGUUAGUGGUUUUCAGAAUAAUUUAUGGUGCUUGCUUUUAAGUAUUUAAAUGCACAACUUUUUUGUUGCAUGAAGAUGAAAUUUUUUUUUUGCACUGAUGAUGUAUAUAUUCUUGCACGCAAAGAUCUAGUAACUCCAGAGCUCAUCCUAUUGCCAUGGGAAUGUAUAAUGUAUUUUUCAGUCACCUUUUCUUUCAGUCUAGCUCAAGAAGCAAGAUGUUUAUCAAACUCAGGACAAUAAAGGAGCUCUCAUUCUCA